Molecule: messenger RNA, 1617 nt
Organism: Tripterygium wilfordii
Lineage: Eukaryota; Viridiplantae; Streptophyta; Magnoliopsida; Celastrales; Celastraceae
Product: choline transporter protein 1
Exons: 7
Coding region: 163-1497 (444 amino acids)
Biological process (GO): transmembrane transport
Cellular component (GO): membrane
Molecular function (GO): transmembrane transporter activity
Source: RefSeq, a predicted model, not a curated record
CUUUUGUUUCUGCUUUCCCCUCUUUUUAGCUCCUUCUCUCAUACUGUUAGCUGCUACUUUACCAUACCCAUUUCCCUGAAACUUCCUCUUUGUAUCUCUCUCUCGUUGUUGGGGAGGAUUUGAUAGAUAGGUGUAUAUACAGUGAGAGUGUGUAUUGGGAGAAUGAGGGGUCCUUUGGGGGCAGUGGUGGGUAGAUACCCAUCAAGUGAUGGGAGUACCCAUCUUGGUGGAAUAAUUAGGCACAACAGGAAAUGCAGAGAUGUUUCGUUUCUUGUCAUCUUUGUAGCAUUUUUGGUUGCUAUGAUUGUUAACUCCAGUUUUGGGUUCAAUCAAGGGAACCCUUUAAGGCUUACUUAUGGGUUGGACUACAAGGGAAAUUUGUGUGGAGACAAGCAUGCACAUCCUAACCUUCGUGAAUUGGAACUCAGAUAUUGGUUAAACCCUAAUCAGGUCUAUCAAAGUGGGUUGAAAGAUAGUCAAUACAGGUUGACCAAUGCUCGGAGUAUUUGCUUGUUGGAUUGUCCCAUCCCAUCAGAAGAUGGACUUAAUUGGGUCUGUGAUUAUCCAGAAGGAGAUAUCCGUCUCUCAGUAGAUGACUGGAUUGACCGGAACUAUGAUUAUUUCGAGUUCCUUACCCCAGAAAUGAGAAACAGUUCUCUUCAACUUCAGGGUCCAUGCUACCCUGUGAUAUUUCCAAGCGUAAAUGUUUAUUGGAGCUGUCAAUUUAUUGCUCGUGCAUCAAACAUGUCUUUGCGGCACUGGCAGCAGAUGGGUGGAGUGAAAAUCAAUGAGGACAUCGUUAUUGACAAAGCCAUUCAUAGGUCCAUCAAUUCUCGGUCAUCUGUCUUAAAGAGAUACAUGGCUGAUAUUGGAAAGGCAUGGCCAGUAUUGAUCGUUUGUGGAGGUCUCUUGCCGCUAUUUUUAUCAGUGAUUUGGCUGCUUCUGAUUCGGCAUUUUGUUGCUGCUAUGCCGUGGAUAACAGUUGCCCUCUUUAAUGCCCUCAUAAUAUCAGUCACAUUGUUUUACUACUUAAAAGCUGGAUGGAUUGGAAAUGAUGCCGUCUCCCCUAUCAUUGGCAAGCAUGAUCCUUAUUACAAUGUACAUGGACGGGUGGCUUCUGCUAUAGCGACAGAUUUGAUCAUCAACAACAUCCUUCGGAUUGGGAGGGUAAAUGUGAUCGGAGAUGUUAUUCUGUUUCUCGGAAAAUUGUGUGUCAGCCUCUCGAGUGCCGUUUUUGCUUUCCUCAUGUUGGAUACUCACAAAUACAGAUCUGCUCAUAACAAGAUCUCCUCCCCACUGUUUCCGGUGUUGGUUUGCUGGGUUCUUGGUUAUGUUGUUGCCACUCUCUUCUUUGGGGUGGUGGAGAUGUCAAUCGAUACAAUCAUCCUAUCAUUCUGCCAGGACUCUGAAGAGCACCAAGGCACAGCUCAAUAUGCUCCCCCGCUCCUCAUCGAGACCCUCAAUGACCAGAAUGAGAUGCAGAGACUUACUCAAUAAUCAUAUAGAACACCUCAAUGUAUAAUGCACCUUUAUGAGUUCUGCCUAAUGAAAUUUCAGAAUUUGAUUUUAACUAUCUUUUUGUGCUAUUAUAUGUGAGAGACUGAAACCUAAUUCAGA